Podarcis raffonei (Aeolian wall lizard) is the source of this 10383-nucleotide messenger RNA. It is a transcript of the gene ERC1, whose product is annotated as ELKS/RAB6-interacting/CAST family member 1. Gene Ontology annotation, cellular component: cytoskeleton of presynaptic active zone. The transcript has 20 exons. Gene Ontology annotation, biological process: regulation of synaptic plasticity; maintenance of presynaptic active zone structure; neuromuscular synaptic transmission. Lineage: Eukaryota; Metazoa; Chordata; Lepidosauria; Squamata; Lacertidae. The record is from RefSeq and is a predicted model, not a curated record. Gene Ontology annotation, molecular function: structural constituent of presynaptic active zone. The coding region runs from base 404 to 3793 and encodes 1129 amino acids.
AGGUCUUGAGCGUGUCGCGCGCGCCGGCGAAGAGCGAGGGGAGGCAGGGCUCGCGCCAGGGGAGAGGCGGGGCUUGGUGUUCGCCUCGCGCCGGGGGCGCGGGCGGGGAGCUGCUCGCUCGGGUGAGGAGGAGCCGGAGCGCCAGCCGUGAGGGGAGCAGCGGGCGGAGGAAGACCAGCCUGCUCGGUGCCGCCGCCGCCGCCACAGCAGCUGACAGACAGUGGCAGGGAGGCUCAGCCGACCCGGAGGCAGAUGAUGAUCAGCUCCAGGAAACUAUGUCUUCAGAAAUGAAAGCUUGUACCUACUAUAAACAGUGAUCGGCCUUAAGUAGACUAGAAACUAUAGUCAAGAAACUUCAGAGGAACUCGUCCUUACCUGGUUACCUUGCAUCAUAAAUUCAAUCAUGUAUGGAAGUGCUCGGUCAGUUGGUAAAAUUGAGCCAAGUAGCCAGAGUCCUGGGCGUUCACCAAGGCUGCCACGAUCGCCACGGCUGGGCCAUCGUCGAACCAACAGCACAGGUGGCAGUUCUGGAAGUAGUACUGGGGGUGGCAGUGGCAAAACUCUUUCUAUGGAAAAUAUCCAAUCCUUAAAUGCUGCCUAUGCCACUUCAGGCCCUAUGUACCUAAGUGACCAUGAGAACGUGGGUGCAGACACGCCUAAAAGCACCAUGACUCUUGGACGAUCUGGGGGGCGUCUGCCUUACGGUGUUAGGAUGACUGCUAUGGGCAGCAGCCCCAACAUUGCCAGUAGUGGGGUUGCCAGUGAUACUAUAGCAUUUGGAGAGCAUCAUCUUCCUCCUGUCAGCAUGGCAUCCACAGUGCCUCAUUCACUGCGCCAGGCGAGGGACAACACUAUAAUGGACCUGCAGACGCAGCUCAAGGAAGUGUUGCGGGAAAAUGAUUUACUACGCAAGGAUGUAGAGGUGAAAGAAAGUAAACUUAGCUCCUCCAUGAACAGUAUCAAGACAUUCUGGAGUCCUGAACUCAAGAAGGAAAGAGCCCUGAGGAAAGAUGAGGCAUCCAAAAUAACUAUUUGGAAAGAACAGUAUCGAGUUGUACAGGAAGAAAACCAGCAUAUGCAGAUGACAAUCCAAGCUCUUCAAGAUGAGCUUAGGAUCCAGAGGGACCUGAACCAGCUUUUCCAGCAAGACAGCAGCAGUCGAUCCAGUGAGCACUUUGUGACAGAGCUUACAGAGGAGAACUUCCAACGGCUUCAUGCAGAACAUGAGCGCCAGGCCAAGGAACUUUUCUUGCUCCGCAAAACCUUGGAAGAAAUGGAGCUGCGCAUUGAGACACAAAAGCAGACCUUAAAUGCUCGUGAUGAGUCCAUCAAAAAGUUGUUGGAAAUGUUGCAGAGCAAGGGGCUGUCAGCAAAAGCAACAGAGGAGGAUCAUGAGCGGACUAGACGGUUGGCCGAGGCAGAGAUGCAUGUGCACCACUUGGAAACCUUGCUGGAGCAGAAGGAAAAGGAGAACAAUUUGCUAAGGGAGGAAAUGCAUCGUCGUUUUGAAAAUGCACCCGAUUCUGCCAAGACUAAAGCUUUGCAGACUGUUAUAGAGAUGAAGGAUUCUAAGAUCUCUUCCAUGGAGCGUGGACUCCGAGAUUUGGAAGAAGAGAUCCAGAUGCUGAAGUCAAAUGGAGCCCUCAGUACAGAGGAACGAGAGGAGGAAAUGAAACAAAUGGAGGUGUAUCGUAGCCAUUCCAAAUUCAUGAAAAACAAGGUAGAGCAACUGAAGGAAGAGCUAAAUGCCAAAGAGGCCCAAGGAGAGGAGCUGAAAAAGAGAGUGACUUCUCUCCAGACUGAGAUUGGUCAGGUGAAACAGGAACUGUCACGCAAAGACACAGAGCUGUUGGCCUUACAGACAAAAUUGGAAACCCUCACAAACCAAUUUUCCGAUAGCAAGCAACACAUUGAUGUUCUCAAGGAGUCCCUCACAGCUAAAGAGCAGAGAGCUGCCAUCCUGCAAACAGAGGUGGAUGCUCUCCGGUUACGUCUAGAAGAGAAAGAGACCAUGUUGAAUAAAAAGACUAAGCAAAUUCAGGAGAUGGCUGAAGAGAAAGGAACUCAAGCUGGAGAGAUUCAUGAUCUCAAAGAUAUGCUGGAUGUGAAAGAACGCAAAGUGAAUGUUCUUCAGAAAAAGAUUGAGAAUCUUCAGGAACAGUUAAGAGACAAGGAGAAACAGAUGAGCAGUUUGAAAGAAAGGGUAAAAUCCCUGCAGGCUGAUACCACCAACACCGAUACUGCCUUGACCACACUGGAGGAAGCACUUGCGGAGAAGGAACGUACAAUUGAGCGCCUGAAGGAGCAGCGCGACAGAGAUGAGCGAGAAAAACAGGAGGAGAUUGACAACUAUAAAAAAGAUGUUAAAGACCUGAAAGAGAAAGUCAGCGCCUUGCAAGGAGAUCUUUCUGAGAAAGAGACUUCAUUACUGGAUUUGAAGGAGCAUGCAUCAUCUUUAGCAUCAUCAGGACUGAAGAAAGACUCUAGGUUAAAGACAUUAGAAAUUGCCUUGGAACAGAAAAAGGAAGAAUGCCUGAAACUAGACUCUCAGCUGAAAAAGCAUCCUGAAGUCUUAUUGAGUCACCCAUCCAAGCCAGCUCAUGAAGCAACAUUGGAGGCUAGGGCCAGUCCAGAGAUGAGUGACCGAUUUCAGCAAUUGGAAAGAGAUGUGGCUCGCUACCGGGAAGAAUCCAGUAAGGCUCAAGCUGAACUGGACCGUCUGCUAGAAAUCCUGAAAGAGAUGGAGAAUGAGAAGAAUGAUAAAGACAAGAAGAUAGCAGAACUAGAAAGGCAAAUUAAAGAUCAGAAUAAAAAGGUAGCAAAUCUGAAGCAUAAAGAACAAGUGGAGAAGAAAAAGAGUGCACAGAUGCUAGAAGAAGCUAGACGGCGGGAAGACAAUCUUAAUGACAGUUCCCAGCAAUUGCAGGACAGUCUGCAUAAGAAGGAUGAUCGAAUUGAGGAGCUAGAAGAGGCACUCAGGGAGAGUGUGCAAAUAACGGCAGAGCGUGAAAUGGUGUUAGCUCAAGAAGAAUCAGCCAGGAUACAGUCUGAAAAACAGGUGGAAGAGUUGAUGAUGGCUAUGGAGAAAGUAAAACAAGAGCUGGAAUCUAUGAAAGCAAAGCUGUCCUCUACCCAACAAUCUCUGGCUGAGAAGGAAACCCACUUGACCAACUUGCGGGCUGAGAGGAGGAAACAUUUGGAGGAGGUCCUGGAGAUGAAGCAAGAAGCCCUUCUAGCUGCCAUUAGUGAAAAAGAUGCCAAUAUUGCUCUGCUGGAGCUGUCGUCCUCCAAGAAAAAAACCCAAGAUGAAGUAGCUGCACUUAAACGAGAGAAAGACCGCUUGGUGCAACAGCUGAAGCAACAGACUCAAAAUCGCAUGAAAUUGAUGGCAGAUAACUAUGAGGAUGAUCACCUCAAAUCGUCAUCUCAUUCCAACCAAACUAACCAUAAACCCUCCCCAGAUCAGGUAAUCCAGCCCCUUUUAGACCUUGAUCAGAAUCGCAGCAAGUUGAAGUUGUAUAUUGGACAUUUGACAGCCCUGUGCCAUGACCGGGACCCCCUGAUUCUCCGUGGACUCACUCCGCCUGCUUCCUACCACCAGGAUGACAACCAUGCAGCUUGGGAGAAGGAGCUGCAGAAGAUGACUCUGGAGCAGCUUCACAAUGAGCUGGAAAAAGGUGAGAGGGACAGUGCAGAGCUACAAGAGUUUGCCAACGCCAUUCUACAGCAGAUAGCCGAUCACUGCCCUGACAUCCUGGAGCAAGUUGUCAAUGCACUUGAAGAGUCAUCAUGACCGAAGCCAGUGCUAGCCCCCUAGCAGCAGCAGCAUGCCUGGGGGCCAAGCCCGGUCAGUCCAAGGAGUCAUGAGGAUGCAGAAUUGUGUGAAAGUGGGGAGGGGGAGAAAACAAAAACUUUUGGUGCACCUUUUUAUAAAAAGAAACAAAUGAACCUAUCUCCGCUCUUCCAGUUUAUAGAUACUGAUUCAUGUCUGCAUUCAUCCUCUCACUGCCUUUCUUCUUUGGAAUAUGCCUCCCAGUUACUUUUCCUGUUGGCUUUGGGAUACGUCUGCUCAGAAAUUUACUGAGUUCAGUAAGCAUGGAAGUGGCAAUAUAUUGGACACAGGUAGUUCUGGUGAUCCUUGAAGUGGUGGCAGGAGAACACUUGCCUUGAUUUUAUUUUUUUCAGUUAGUAGAAAUCUUUGGCCUACCUUCCUUUAUGGGGGAAGUUGAGUGUGUUCUGAUAGUGGCCCACAGUUGGCCAGCAUUGAUUUAGCUAGCUCAAGGUAUGCUGCCUAUGUCUGCACAGGAGUUUUAUCCUAAAAGCGGAAGCUGUUACAAGGAGAUUGUGGGUGGUGAGGAGAAUCCCUUGUUCUCUUUGGUAACUUCAAUUAAGUAAGAAUGGGAAACAUGUUUUCUCUGGUUUUCUGCCUAUUGUAAGCCUUGUUUUUGUUUACCAAAACAGCUACGAAAUGCAUGUGGCUGUUGGGGAAAGGUCCUCUUACCUGAAAACCUGGAGAGCCCCUGCCAGUCAACACUACUAAGCUAGAUGGCAGCUUCCUGUGUUUUCUUUAGCCAAGUUUCUUGCUCUUCUGGCAAAUUUUAGUACCUUUUCUACAUAGCUUUGCAUUCUCAUGUGAAGGGUGCUCUCUUUAUGCAUUACUUCUCAUUUUAUCUAUUUCUGAUUUCUUAGGGGUUUACUUUAUAAGCUAUGCCCAGCUCCAAGAGUACUAGAUAUGGUCGCCCCUACUGCUGUAUCUUCUAUAACACUCACCAAAGAUUGAGUAAACCCAAAAUAGUUUCUCUAAAUGGCAUCCUCUUAAUAUAUCCAAAUUCACAGGCUCAUAAAUAGGAAUCUGGCUAUUCACGUGUUUUGCACUAAUUGUGAAAAUACAGUUUUAAUCCGGGCAGCAUUUUAUGCAUAGUGUCAUUCUUCAGGCAUUCACAAGAACAGAAUUCUGGUAUCAGGUUAUUUCUUCCUGAGAGGAACUGUUUUUGAUGUUUAUUCUUGCAGAUUUCAGGAUUAAUAGAACCUUUUGGAGCAAACAUAGAAGAAAGAGUUAGGAUUCUGAACUUAAAGAAAUAAGAGAAAAGAUCACUGUUCCUUACAACGCUUUCCUAACUCGUUUACCUCUAUAAUGAUUGCCCAAAUCACCAUGCUUGGCUUUUCCAGCUUAAGCAAUUUACACAUGGAUAGGCCCAUGCAUUCAAAGUUUAGAAAGCAGACACUCUCUCAAAGCCUUUUUCUUUUCCCCUUCAACAGUAUCCCCACUCCACCAGUGCAACUUUCCAGUUUGGCAACCCAGACCCUAAGACAUUAUUUUCUAUAUAGCAAGGAAUAAUUUUCUAUAAAGUUACUGUUCAGUCAUUAACAUCUUCAACCCAUGGACAUUGAACCAGCCCCAGUAUCCCCAAUCAGGAGCCUCUCUGACUGAAUCAAGAGUCCUCUAGGCACUCUAUGAAUCCUUUAUUACUACUUUUUAUACACAUAGUUUCUGCCUUUGAAAAUGAAAGGAUGCAGUCACUUCUUCAAGAUGCUCCAUUUCUUCCUUUCAUUCUCAUGCAGGAGAAGGAACCUGGGGAUACCUCAGAAAGGAGAUACAGUAUGAGAUUGGUUUGGAAUGGCAAACAGUGUUUCUCAUGUGGAUUUUCUGAUGAGGAAUUCACAUUGCUGUCUUAGUUAGCACCUUCAGGACUUUGGAGAUCCGGAGUGGUAGUUUUAGAGCUGAUGGCAUUAAUAGCCUGAGGCUGAUGCUUUUUCUCAGAAAGGCGGGCGGGGGAGAGACUUGAAUGUUCUCAAGGUUGAAAUUGCCUUUACCGGAAGGCAUGUAGACAGUGACUGUACAUACCAUUGAGCCAUGCCUCAUACCAGAACCGCGCCUUUGCCCCCAUUGUUUUGAGUCAGCACAUUUUGAUAGGAGCUGUUGUUUUGAAAUCUCCCUUAUAGCCUUUUCUUCUUCAUCCCUAAUUACUCACUGUAGGGAUUUAAUGCUGCCUGUAAAACCAUCUCAGCCUUCAGGCCUAACAUCUUCCCACCACCACCACUCCCAGGCUAUCCUAUUAAGUUAUAUGGCCGCGUCUCCAGCUGCCCUUGUUCCCUGCUGUAAAACAAUCCACUCUCUCUGUGGGGGAAGCUAUGGAAUUUUCCUUAUCAGCGGUUGAAAUGACUUCUGCUUGUAAACCUCUUACUCAGAUGCUCUUUGAUAGUGGCUUUGGGGGCAGGGGUGUUGCUGAAAUUUCGGGAGUGGAGAUGGAGAUAGUUGCUUGUGGUUGAUACUUCAUCCCCAUGUGCUUCUGGCACUGUGCAUAAAUCGCAUAAAUUGCAGGUCUCCAUGCUAGUAUUUUUGGAGCCUUUAACUCAGCUGCCACCAUGUGGCUGUGCUACUAUAGACACAGGAGCUGCUUAAGCAGAGAGAUGCCAUUCCCAAGGCAGUGUGUACAGGGCCCACCAAAAUGAAAUUGGGAUAAAGCCCAUUGUUUACACUCCACUCUACUCACAGCAUGUGCUCCAGGGGAGGAGGGGAUUUGUGAAACAGAGCCAGUUCCCACACUGGCCAUUUGGUUUCUGUCACCCAGCAGCACACCUGCUGUUUGAACCCCUCCCUCUCCAAGCCCAAGUCUGGAGUAUGCAUCUCUUUCAACUCCUCUCUUAUCCCACCACCAAGCACACAACUUUCCCACCCCAUUCCAUGUGCUCAGAGUCCUGUCACCCUAAUGCCUGAUCUAAGCUCCCAGUAAAAAAAAUGAUUGAAUCCCUCAGUAAAGUGCUGAGAGAGAGAAAGAGAGAGAACAAACAAGAUCUUAUCUUGGAACAAUGACCUGACUUUAUCAGCAGUGUGCCAUUGCAGAUAAUCUCCUUGAUGCCAUUUGGAUAGAGGUCCUGUCUCUCUGCAUUUCUCUAGGAACUGUGGAGCCUUAAAUGCAAGGUGUUGGCCAUGAAUUGUUGUUGAACCUGGCCUGCUUCAACUUGCUUCCUUUAACAGAAGAGUGCAAAAUAGUUGACUGCCUUGUGGAUCUGGUUAACAUUGUUAACGUUUUAUGAGAUACAAAAUGCACAGAUCCAAAAGGGUUAUAUGUGGCAAUCUGACUGCCACUACACUAUCACAGCUCUGAAAGAUUUUCGUAUCUACCAUAUCUGAAAUGAGUGAGAUCUACCACUUGUGUCCAGAAAAUACAGCUCUGGACAGUUGUGCUAGAGACGUAUCCUCACCUUCCUUGUUAUUCAGUCCAGCUUUCAGAAAUAGCCUCUUAUCAGGAGAUUCUAAAAUCUCUUGUUUUACACUAGCAAUGGCCAUAUACUUUUGUUGCCAGGUUAUAACAAGGCUUGGUUGUAUUUAAGGAAUGUGAUGUUGCUUUUUCAAGCUAUAAAGAUGCUAAUAUGUAAAAGGUGGUUAUAAACUUCAGGAACCCCCUAUAGAGGGAGUAGUGGAGCAGUUUGUCUUAAAUUUGGUGCAGUCAUUAAAACUCCCUGGACAAUCCAGGUAAUUUCUUGACAUCCUAACUGGACUGCUUAAUGCUCCCAAGGAAUCCAGAUUCUGCUUCCAAUCCUAUCAAAUCCAGGUGUUUAAAAAUAAUAAAAUAAAUGGCACUUCAGACUCUGAAUUGUACAGUGACACUAGCUACUAAUGUUCAAAGAAUUAAUAAGAGACACAUCUUAGUGAAAUGUUUUUUUCAUGUUUGGGGUCUGCUAUGAUGAUUGCCUUUUGAUAUUGCUUUCACUUAAAAAAAAUGCCAAACUCUAAAAAUCCAAAACCGAACGAAAUUGUUAGAGUGUGUGCUAUCAUAUAACAUUGUAUUUGGGUCUUCUCAGUGUAUUUUAGAAGAUCACUGUGAAAUAUGUAGCAUGGGAGUUUUAGGCAUCUGUUUUCUCUAUUCUAACAUUCAGGGAGCAUUCUGUUUUGGAAAAUUCUUAUAUCUGAAACACUAAGUUAAUGGAACACUGAUUUCCUCCUAUCUCACACCUCUGUGCUAGCAACCUAGCAUGGGUUUGUGGAGUGACCUGAGUAAAAAUGUCAAAACAGUUGGAGCUAGAAGGUGCUACUUCGGAGAACUAAGCAGUAAUAGUCAUGGAAAACAGUUCUUGAUUUAAUAACACUGCCCCUAGUGGUGGGAGUGGAAUUGGGAAGUCAGGCAAUUGGUGGCUGAGAGCUGCCAGAAUUGACAAGACAAAACUCUUCUCAUGCCAAUCACUCAGUCUUGUCAGUGCAGCAGGUGCUGUUUUUAUAAUACAAUAUUUUUAAACUUUUUUCCAUUUGUAGAGGAAAGCCGUUAUCCUUCUGAACAAAAUGGCUGUGUCUGUUGACCUUUUUUUAAAAAGAAAAUAAAAGCAUUUCCAAACUUUUUAGUGUCAAAAGCGUAAACAUAAGAAUACUGACUUUUUUCAGUGUGUGUGGCGAGUGCUGUAACCCUGUCAUCAUUGGUAUUUCCCCUUUCCUUUUUCAGGGGUAUAUUUUUUAUUUUUUAUUUUCCUGUUUUGUUCUCUGCUUGUCAAUUAUUGUCUGUGUGGUCCUCUGGCUGGGACAAUUACCGACAAUGUGUGUCUGUUGUCCAGUUUUAAAUAAAAAAAAGAUAGAAGUAGAAAUGAAAAAAGUUGUGUAUUAAAAAUAUAAAAAAUUAAAUGUAUCAUCCAAAGGAAUUCAAAAUAUGAAAAGGCAAAGUUCUGGACAACUCCUCCCAGUUUUAUAAGGAAAUGGAUUUUUUUAGGAUCAAGGUACCUUUCAAUUGCCUUUGACAGACCAAGGAAGACCAAACCAGUGUGGCCUUCUUAGCAAUGUUAUUAACUCCUGAUUUUAUCCCUCUCCCAAUACUGUAAUGUAUGGAUGACCUUUCAAAAACAGGAAGGGGCAGCAUUAGAAACAACUUUUUCCAUUGAUAUCUCUGGGGCUUUAAUACUGCAAAUUUAAAUAGAAGGGAUGCAUUGCAGCAUUUUUGCACACUCUUUUAGUCUCUAUUUUUUACACACAAACUACUUAGUAUUUCUUAAUGCACCUUCAUUUAUGUCAGUCCCAGUUUAUUUGUGUGUGGUUAUUUUGUAUGUACCCACUUUUGACAAUGUGCAUUCAGAAUCUUACAACAAAGGGCUUGCCAUUCUUUUCUGCACCAGUGGGAUGGAAACUUUUGAAUUUACUUUUAAAGGGUAUGGCCAACAUAAAUCUGCAUAUCAUAAAUACUGUUGCUACUAGCCAUAUCUUAAUUUAUUUUACAUGAAUGUACCUUUUUUAAAAAUCCUGGUAAAUUUGGGGGAUAUCAGUAACCCUUUCAGUUUGAGGUUACCAAUGUUCCUGUGCUGCUGUCUAUUUAAUUCAUUGUCCAUUGCUGCAGCAGAAGUAAAAGUUGAGAAUGCUGGGAUACAUUUUUGUUAAUAUGGGAUAUAAUUAUUAAGCCAAGCUUAAUUGAUAUUCUUCCUUAAAUUUGUUUUUUAGCCAUCUUUCAUGGCUAAAUCAUUUCUCUCAAUCAUUUCACCUAGUAAAUCUGGGUUUCCCAAAUCUGGGUCUCCAGUUGUUUUUGAACUACAACUCUCAUAAUCCCUAGCUAGCAGGACCAGUGGUCAGGGAUGAUGGAAAAUGUAGUCCAGAAACAGCUGGAAGCCAAAGUUUGGGAAACCCUGCUGAGUGAACCCAGGAUUUGGCUUAAUACUGAUUUCAGUGGGCACCUCCUAAAUACAAAUAGUUCACAGGUGUUGCUUUGCUCAGCUAGUCUUCUGUCCUUCAGUGAUAUUUGGUAUGCUAGAUCUAAGCAUAUUUAUGCAUAUCAAAAGUUCGUGUUCUUCUUUAGGUUCCAUGUAAGUAAAUGGAGUUGUAUCCAGAAGACGUUAUUAUCAACUGGCAUAACUUAAAGCUGAUGUAACAUCAUGUUCAUUCAUCCCUGCCAGGACAGUAUUGCUACUUCCCUCUCAUUUACCUCAUGCUGAAUUUAGAUCACCAGGAUCCGUUUUAACAAAUUUUUCGUGAAGGCAGCACAGCGGGCUGUCAAAGGGAGUGAAAAAUUGUAGGAUGUUCUCAACACACACACACACACACACACACAACCCUCUCACGCAUACACUACAGAAAGUGAUCUUUUACUACUUGGAAAGUGAUGUGUUGCACUUUAACAGAGGAGGAGAUGAGCUUUGCAUAUAUAGUCUGGCAUACUUUGAGUUCCUUCUGGAAGGAGCAGCAGCGGGAGAUAAUAGAUGUCUGUGAUGCAAGUGCGCACGCUGCCUUCAACAUGUAUGUGUUUUAUUGAUGGAGUCAUGUUACUGACAGGAUAAUGAAUUGCAAAGAAAUUGUGUUAUAUAUUCAACUUUGCCUUGAUAAUAUAAACACUUUUGUUCAGUUUUUUUUCUUUCCUUUUUUUUUAUUCACAAACUAAGUUCAUGAGGAAAUUAUAAAAUUAUUUAAAAAUG